This is a messenger RNA of Macadamia integrifolia, 820 nucleotides long. RefSeq names its product ubiquitin-NEDD8-like protein RUB1. Gene Ontology annotation, biological process: modification-dependent protein catabolic process; protein ubiquitination. The record is from RefSeq and is a predicted model, not a curated record. The transcript has 3 exons. Gene Ontology annotation, molecular function: ubiquitin protein ligase binding; protein tag activity. NCBI's taxonomy places the organism in Eukaryota, Viridiplantae, Streptophyta, Magnoliopsida, Proteales, Proteaceae. Bases 68 to 532 code for a protein of 154 amino acids. Gene Ontology annotation, cellular component: nucleus; cytoplasm.
AGGGACACAAAUUGGAACUUAGACCUCUCCCUCUUGCUCUCUGUCGCUGAAGCUUGAGCAAGUCGACAUGCAGAUCUUCGUGAAAACUUUAACUGGGAAGACUGUCACUCUCGAAGUCGAGAGCAGUGAUACGAUCGACAAUGUUAAGGCCAAAAUUCAGGAUAAGGAGGGGAUUCCCCCUGAUCAGCAGCGAUUGAUAUUUGCCGGGAAACAACUGGAAGAUGGUCGAACUCUCGCAGAUUACAAUAUCCAGAAGGAGUCAACCCUUCACUUGGUUUUGAGGCUUAGAGGUGGAACCAUGAUCAAGGUGAAGACCCUUACAGGAAAGGAAAUUGAGAUUGAUAUUGAGCCGAUUGAUACCAUUGAACGGAUCAAGGAGAGAGUUGAGGAGAAAGAAGGGAUUCCUCCAGUGCAGCAAAGGCUCAUUUAUGCUGGAAAGCAGCUCGCAGAUGAUAAAACUGCCAAGGACUACAAUAUCGAGGGUGGCUCUGUUCUUCAUCUUGUGCUUGCUCUUAGAGGCGGUUUUCUCUGAUGUUUUUUCUCCCUCUUUCAUAACAUCCAAACUAUUCAAUCUUUCUUUUGAAUCUUGUGAACAUGGGUAUAUAGAUCCUAUAUUGUAAAAACACUUCUUGAGCUUUUAAAGGAAACAGAUUAAGAGGAGAUUGUUACUUUAGUCAGGAGCCUGGGUGUUCAGGUGGGAUGUCUCUUAACAAAUCGAUGUCCUAUAGGUUCUCUUUGGGUGUUAUACUCUUGUCAGUGGCACAAUUAAGUUUGUGCGUAUGGAUAUGAAAUAAACUGCAGUCUUUUGAGUUGGGACUUA